Molecule: messenger RNA, 1690 nt
Organism: Daphnia magna
Lineage: Eukaryota; Metazoa; Arthropoda; Branchiopoda; Diplostraca; Daphniidae
Gene: Aptx
Product: aprataxin
Exons: 5
Coding region: 255-953 (232 amino acids)
Biological process (GO): double-strand break repair; single strand break repair
Cellular component (GO): nucleus
Molecular function (GO): mismatched DNA binding; single-strand break-containing DNA binding; double-stranded RNA binding
Source: RefSeq, a predicted model, not a curated record
ACGAUAGAGCAAGAAGGGGUUUCGGUUAAUUUUUUUUCGUUAAACAGAUUUUGAAGUGAAAAUAAUAAGUUAACAAAGUUUGUUUGUCGAUCGCUUCCUGUUUCGUAUAAAAAAGGAGCAUAAAAGUAAUAAUUCUGUUCCUCUAGUUCUGCCCUUUUCGUUCUAAGCUUAUUGCAUAUUCGUGUACAAUUACUUAACACUAUUUCCAUGGUGACGGUGGAUUGAGAUUUGAGGCUUACUAUUAAAUCGUCGCAAUGUCUGCCAACGCAUUUAAACGUUUAAUGGAAGCUUCCAAGAAAAUAGGUGAAAAUAGUCCAUCAUCAAAGAGAACAAAAAAUAAUGUGGCUAAAGAAGGCAGCAGCAAAGAUACAACUAAAAAACACUAUUGGAAAAGUGGGCUUAUUCAAGCUAUUACAGAUGUUGAAAACAUUGUUGAAUCAUCCAAUACCCUAGUCAUCAUCAAGGAUAAAUAUCCAAAAGCUAAAUUUCACUAUCUAGUUAUACCCAAAGUGGUUCAAUUGAAUUCUGCAAGAGAACUGACGAGAUCACACAUCAACCUCUUGAAAGAAAUGCAAGAGAAAGCUGAAGUUUUGGUUAAGAAUUAUCAUCCAAAAACAAAAUUCAAAAUUGGGUUUCAUGCUAAACCAAGUAUGGAUCACUUGCAUCUUCAUGUUGUCAGUACAGAUUUUGUGUCAACUUUUCUGAAGACCAAAAAGCACUGGAAUUCCUUCAAUACUGAACACUUCUUGGAUCUCCCAGAGCUUAUCAGCAAGUUGGAAGAAAAGGGAAACCUUGAUUGCUACUAUCCGACUGAUAAAGAUAUUGAAUUAUACCUGAAGAAGGCGCUAAAAUGUAACCAAUGUUCCUUUGAAGCAAAGACGAUGCCAAGCCUCAAGGAGCACUUGAAUACGCACGCUCAAUCGAGCUCCAAAAUGUACGUAGAAGAAAAAUAAGCUCAAACGUCAAACAUCACCUUUUCUCCUAGAAACUUUCUGUGUUCGUACCAAUGUGAAGGGGGAAAGGUACUUGGAUAUUUCUUUAUUUCCAUUUGUAAAUUUGUUAAAACAUAAAAAAAAAAGCAUAUCGAAGAAACUGGUCAUAUUAUUAGAUGUCAUUAGUGACAUUAAGCACAUUACGGAAAAUAGAAAUGUAUGAUUGAUUAAAGCCGCAUGUAUGGCAUUAUUCUUUUUUGUUGCGUACCUUCUUACUAAUAAAAUCCGCGUCUAGGAUUCGAAAGAACAGAACAAUACUCAUUAGCACUAUGACAGCCAAACCUAGAUUUUAAAUGGAGAAAAAUGAUUAUGCAAAGUUGAUUACGAAAUUAAGUGUAAAUUGCUAAUGUAAACUUACCGAUACUGCCUGUUGUGUAAGCAAAAAAAGGUACUUGAUCCCUAUGAAUUACUAGCCAACGAGUCAUCCAACCGAGCGUGAGUAUGCGAAAUAUCAGAAAUGUUCCUAACAACAGACAUUAAAAGCAAAAUUAAUUCAAAUUCUUUUAAUAAUUUAAAAUGCUACUACCGAUAUUUAACAAGCUGUUGAAACGGUAACCGGAAUGUUGUCGCGGCACUCCCUUAAUAAUCAUAAGCUGUCGUGUGUGAAGGAAUAUCGAGUUGACCUCGACUAAUAGUGCGACAACAGCAUAUCCGAUAUACUGUCGGGUAAGCACCGACAGCCCAAAGCAGAUAAUAAC